Aspergillus bombycis is the source of this 3390-nucleotide messenger RNA. Its product is annotated as putative acyl- dehydrogenase protein. Gene Ontology annotation, molecular function: zinc ion binding; acyl-CoA dehydrogenase activity; flavin adenine dinucleotide binding. Gene Ontology annotation, biological process: regulation of DNA-templated transcription; DNA-templated transcription. The record is from RefSeq and is a predicted model, not a curated record. Lineage: Eukaryota; Fungi; Ascomycota; Eurotiomycetes; Eurotiales; Aspergillaceae. Bases 1 to 3390 code for a protein of 1129 amino acids. The transcript has 11 exons. Gene Ontology annotation, cellular component: nucleus.
AUGUCAUCAACGCUCCCCUUUGCCGACCCCCUCUGGCUCAACCGCGGGUACAGCCCUUACUACAAGGACUCCCACCGACGCCUUCAAAAGGAAGUCCGUUCGUACAUUGACACGCAUAUCGCUCCUUAUUGUGAGGAGUGGGAAAAGAACGGUUGUGUUCCUGUCGAGGUACAUCAACGACACGCAGCGCUCGGCUAUACCGCUGCCACCCCAUUUCCCCUGGCUACAGACUAUCUCAAUGGCCAGCAACUUCCUGGCGGAAUCAAGGCUGAAGAAUGGGACGGGUUCCACGACCUGAUUCUUAUUGACGAGAUUGCGCGAUGCGGCUAUCUCGGUGUGAUCUGGGCGCUUGGAUGCGGGAAUUCGAUUGGUGGACCACCCGUUAUCAACUUUGGAAAUGAGGAGCAGAAGGACCGGUUCUUACCUGACAUGUUGACUGGCAACAUUCGGUUCUGUCUGGGGGUCACUGAGCCGGAUGCUGGAUCCGAUGUCGCGGGCAUCACAACAACUGCGGAACGAAAGGGCGACAAGUAUAUUGUCAACGGAGCGAAGAAGUGGAUUACCAACGGCAUCUUUGCGGACUACUGCACCGCUGCUGUGCGGACAGGCGGAGCGGGUAUAGCUGGAGUAUCGGCUCUAGUGAUUCCACUCAAUGCACCGGGCGUAACACGCAGGAAGAUUGACAACUCUGGAGUUCUUGCCAGCGGCUCCACAUACAUCGAAUUUGACGAUGUUGAGGUGCCCGUGGCUAACCUCCUCGGAGAAGAGAACAAAGGCUUCCCCAUUAUCAUGAACAACUUCAACCACGAACGUCUCUGGCUUGCUUGUACAUCGCUGCGGAUGGCUCGAGUCUGCGCAGAAGAUGCCUAUCAAUAUGCCGUUACCCGCGAGACCUUCGGCAAGAAACUCAUCGAGAGCCAAGUGAUCCGUGCCAAGUUUGCUGCCAUAGGCCGGAGCCUGGAUUCUACAUAUGCCUGGAUGGAGCAGCUCGUCUACAUGGCGGAGACGGCGAAGGCGAACCGCACUGACGCCGCGAUGGGUGGCCUGUUCGCCAACCUCAAGGUCCUAGCAGGGCGAACUCUGGAGAUGGUCAACAGGGAGGCCCAGCAGGUCCUGGGAGGUCUCGGGUACUCAAAGAACGGUCGUGGUGCGAGAAUUGAACAGAUCAGUAGAGAUGUUCGGGUGAUGGUGGUCGGGGGUGGCAGCGAGGAGAUUCUGUCAGAUUUGGCUGUGAGCCAAGAAAUCAGGGCUAUGACGAGGUUGAACAAACUUGGAGAGUUCAAGUCACGCCUUUUCCUCCUCCUCCUCGGACCUGCUUUCCUCCCUUCUCGACUUUUUUCUGUCCAGGCCCGGCUGGCUUCUGCUACCUUGAUGGAUCACGAUCCCAACCGGCUGAAUGCCAGUAUUUCCAAGCGCAUCCGCCAUGCCUGUGCAAGUUGCCGACGACGCAAGACAAAAUGCUCUGGAGAGCGUCCAGUGUGUUUCCACUGUCGGCGCAGUCGCCAGCGCUGUGUGUACGAGCCCUACGCGAUGACCAUCAGCGAUACCAGUGCCGCGCUUCCGCCGCCACCCGCUGCCCAGGACAAUAGCGCGAUUCUGCAGCGGAUUAGCAUGCUUGAGUCGCGUCUGGCCGAUCUCAGUGACCGCGCUGCUCCUCAGGCGUUGUAUACUAGCUCUGCCUCUCUUCAGAAGCGAAUACUGAUCGCGUUUCCUUGCAGAACAUCGCCGCCUAAACGGUUUGAUAAUGAACAGUGCUCCCUCCCUCCUUCCCCAGUCCUGCAGUCCGUCAUCGACACAUUCUUCGUGCACGUCCACAACCGCCCGUAUUCGUGUAUCCAAGAAGCCUCAUUCCGGAGAAAACUAGAAAUGGGAAUUGUGCCCCACUGUCUACUCCUCGCCGUGCUAGCAUCGGCAAUCCGAUUUUCCACACACGAAUACUAUGAAGGGAGAAAACAGGAGGCGAUCGAAGAAUAUGCAAAGCGCUCGUGGAUGUCGGUUCUCACUGAGCAUCUCACGGUCGCGGAUAACCUGACAAUUGAGGUGGUACAAACCGCGAAUUUGCUUGCUAUUGUCGAUUACACCGUCGGUCAUGUCAGUUCGGCCUGGCUGAAGGUCGGCCUCGCAGCUCGCAUAUCCCAAGACUUGCGCCUGAUGAUAGAUCCCUCCGACGCACUAUCAAUCCCCGAGCAAGAGGAGCGGAGGCGGGUCUUCUGGUCAGGGUAUUUACUAGACAGGCUCAUUUCAUGCGGCAAGUCACGGCCUCUAUGCUUCCAUGACGACGACUGCCAUGUUCGACUUCCAUGUGACGAGAACGCACUCUACACUGGGCGAGUGCAGACAUCACAUACCCUCCACGAGCUCCUCUGUUGGGACUCAAAGAUCGAUCACGAUCAGCCUCCCAGUCCAUUUAGCCUGGUCAUCUUAAUGGCAUCCAUCUUCGGACGCUGCACCAGAUACGUGUACAGGGAGUGCAAUACCAACAAAACACCCCCCUGGGACACAAGCUCGGAGUUUUCCCAGAUCAACUCGUCCUUAUUGCUAUUCGAGUCUUACUCCAGAAGCACACGGCUCUCGGUCGUUGACACGCUCCGCGACAACGAGUCGGCCCAUCGGUCGGAAUCAGAACAGGUCGUUUUCGCCCAUACGCUGUUCCAUCUCUCCCACUGUUUGCUUAAUCACCCAUUUCUCUUGCGAUUGCGACUGAAGCCGUUUGGAUCAAAAGUGCCUACCAGUUUCAGCCUACGUGUCCUCCAUGCGGCGGCCGAACACGCCCACCAACUAUUAGACCUCCUUCGCGAUGCCACCGAGGCGGGCUUUCCCCUGGAGUCAUCCUUCUACUCUUACUGCAUUGUCGUCGUAGGUGGAAUACAGUCUCUUGCCUUCCACUUCCAAGCCUCCCAGAAUGAUCCUCGGUCGUCAAAUACCUUGGACUACUUCCACCAAAGCCUCAGCACACUUGAACGACUAGGAGGGACAUGGGGACACGCAGCAAACAUGACUAUUCGACUACGUGAAUUCCACGCCCAAAGUCAUAUACUCUCCUCGCUCUUCGACCCCGCCUGCGUAACAGACGACCUCAACGCUGCGUUUGUGGCCGCUCUUUGGACAAUGCUCGAUUAUGGCAAGGUUGGCUCCAGAGUUAGCGACAGCCCGAAUCUCUCUGAGUUGCUUCUCUUGAAUAUACCAUCGCCGUCGUCGUGGGCUCUUGGGUCCGAUCUCUUCAAUACAACGCCACUGGGAAUGGAAGAUACAGGCCUCCGUUUGCUUGAUGGGCUGGCACCAUCUACCCACUUUAAUCGUGAAGUGGACACACUUUUAGAUCCCUCACCUUCCCCCUCUUUUCCGACGGACGCCCGUCAUGCGCCGUCGUUUGCGCCCCCGCCAUGCUGA